Molecule: messenger RNA, 6061 nt
Organism: Myiozetetes cayanensis
Lineage: Eukaryota; Metazoa; Chordata; Aves; Passeriformes; Tyrannidae
Gene: YTHDF2
Product: YTH N6-methyladenosine RNA binding protein F2
Exons: 4
Coding region: 3337-4983 (548 amino acids)
Biological process (GO): mRNA destabilization
Cellular component (GO): cytoplasm
Molecular function (GO): mRNA binding; N6-methyladenosine-containing RNA reader activity
Source: RefSeq, a predicted model, not a curated record
CUCCAGCAGAGGGGAAUUUCGCCUCCUUGCCUGUGUUUCCCCUCUCCACUGACUGCAUUUUGAUCUUUGCCAGCACUUUAUAUCCCACCCUACACCUGCAUUUCCUGCAGGUAGCAAGCACUGACUCUGCCUUGAGGUUGUGGUGGUGGGUGAGGUAGGAAGGGGUUUAGCUGCUUUUUGAGGCUGUGAGAACUUCCUCCACGUGGUGUUCAGCUCCUUUUUUUUUCCCUUUUUCAACCUCCGAGUCACCAUUUCUGCUCUUUCAGUUUUGCUCUUGUGCCUUGUGUUGGUGCCUGGCUCUUUGCACCACACAGACGUGCUGAGCUGGGUUGGGAAGUUGCCUCACACGAGGCUGCUGUGCUCAGCAGGGCUUUUGGAGGAUCAGAUCAACCUUCUUAUCUCUGCACCGAGUCAACUGACAGUGCCUGUCCUGGGGAUUUCUGUUUUUCACCAAAAAAAAAACCCAAAAACACCCCAGAGCCUGUGGUGAUAAAGAGUGUUGAGACUUUGCUAGAACCCCAAUUACAAGUCCAGCUGGAGGGUCUGUGACCAGCCCCUGGAAUUCAGGCUCCCAGCUACUUUUCCUCCUCACUUUCCCUUAGAUUGGCUCCCCUGUUAACUGGUUUUUUGUUUGUUUUCCUUAAUGAGCUGCAGGGGAGUGACACAGAACAGAUGGAGUUCAGCUGAUUAGAUGUACAAGUGAGCACCGGAGAUAAACAUCUGUAGUAGCACCAGAGCUCUCAGUUCGUUCUCUUGGCUUCUCUUUUCAGUUGGGAUCAGUAAAAAUAAGCUCUUCUGGUUUCCCCUCUCUGUAUUUUUGCUCACUUUUACCAGUCAGUACAUUGGUUUUUUUCAUGUAAAGGUGAUGCCUGUUUUAUUGGGACACUGUUUUCUGCCUCAGUGACAUUUUCAACAGGUAUUUUCCUUUUUUGUGCUAAAGGUCUGAGGGUAAAUGUUCUUUGUGUCCUGUCAGCUGUUCAUAAUCUUCAGAGUUCACCUGUCCAUCGAGAUAACUCACUGCAUUCUGCUCCCUAAAAAGUUACAAGCCUAAAUUCAGCCUUCAUAGGGUGAAAGAGAGUGAUUGCUUUCUCAAGUCUUGAAUAAAACCAGCUAUUUUUCUGGUAGCUGUCAUUUAAGAGUGGGGUUUUUUCUAUCCCAGUUACCAACAUCCCAAAUUUCCAGCUUCCUUCUGAAUGUGGAUGGUAUUUUCUAUAUUUAAGUCUCCUAAAGAAAAUGAGAGUUACUACAGUUUUGAAGCAACACAAUAUUUUACUCUAUUUUGCAUGUUUGAUGAAGAACUUCUGGAUCUUUAAUUUCCUUUGGUGUGUCAAAAACGCAUUUUAAAAAUCAGGAAGUGAUUGGAGGUGCCCCAGGAGGCAGGAAUUGAGCAGGAGGGAGGUGAAACCAACUGAGUUAUCUUGGAGUGGGACCUUUGGGUGACUCUGUCUCAGUUCCUCGCUGUGCUGUGGUGCUUCUCAGCUCCGUAAAACAGAAUCCAAACCCUGAGAGGCUGAGUCUGGAGGGAGGCACAAUUCUGCUCAGAAAUACAAAGGUAUCACAGGAGGUGGCAAAGGGAGAAGUUGGAGGUGUGGCUCUGGAUAAGGAGUUAAAGGAAUUUCGGGGUUGCUUCCCAAGCUCUCCACACUCACAGGAGGUUACCAAGCUGUGCAGUUUCACUGUUCCUCAUUCCCCAGCUGCUCUUGGAGGUGUGACUGUUUCUGCCAGCCCCUCGAUGGGGUUACUGUGUGUUUUAAAGAUAGGCAGUCAAUGAUUCUUCAGCCCUUUAAAAACCAGAAGCACUAGGUCAGGUUCACUUAGUUCUGUGGUCUUAGGUGAAGGGGAACAGCAAAUAUGAGGAACUAACUCUGUGAAAAGUCUUAGUCAUGGAGAGAAUGAGAAGCUGGUGGAGUUUUAUUGGCAGGGUUGAGGUGACAAGGGACAGGUUUUAAUGUGACAGUGAUGUGGUUCCUGUGCUCCUGUGGAGAGGAAACAGCUCUGCUUGGGUUUAGGGAUGGCCCAGCAUGUUCCUGUUCCAUUAAAGGAAGUUUUAGGAGGGCAAAUGUUACUCUUAUAAUUGAGGGGAUUGACUUGGGAAGAGACUUUGCUGGUUCAGAAUAAUAACAUGGGGGUUUAAGUUCUAUUUGCCUCACAAAUUAUUGUCAGUGCUGGUGCUUUUGGACAGGUUGAGCCCUGGCUUCAGCAGGACUGAGCUCCUCAAUUAGUAAAACCCUGGGUGGGAGUGAGUUUUGUUGCUAAUUUGGAGGCUUUUGUGGGAAAACAAAGGCUGGAGGGAGCAGCUCUGUGAGCUUUCCUGCCUUCACACCGUGAAGUGCCACGGAAAUCUUACAUUAAAUAAUUCCUGUCAGUGUUUGUGAACUCGGGGCUGGGUUGGCCCCAAACCUGUUGCCUUCCUGGAAGGUGGAGUGGCAAACCAGCUGUUCCUGGAGGGUGCCAGAGCCAUCUUGAGAGGCUCCCUGGAUUUCAGCACGGCGUGAAGUCCUCCGGGAGCCGGCGCUUGGCACGUGAGAACGUGAUUCAAGCAGAAAUGGAGCAGGGCCCGCUGCAAAGCCAGGCUUUCAACUGGGAGCUGAACCUGCCUUUGAUCUGCCCUGCACUGGGCUGGCCUGUCAGGGGCUGGGGCAGCACGAGGCUGCUGCUCACAGGUUCAAAUUACUGAGGAUAAUGUCCAUUAGCGCGGCUGGAACCGCUCCCCGGAGGGGACCUGGCUUGGAAUGGGAAAUGACAGAUGGUUUUUUCAUGUAAGCAAAUCUUAGGGAUGUCUGAGAACUUCCCUAAUUGUCAAAUUAGGCGUUUGUUUUUGUAACCUAAAGGCUACUUGGAUGUUUAAAAGGGAGACCGAGGCACGGAGCAGGGUGGUUUUGUCUUUUUUUUGGCCUCUCUGGGUUUGAAACCUGCUCGUGCUGCUGCCUCUAAAAGGCUCCUCUUGAGAUCCUGUGGAUUACUCCCCAUUUCCAGGUAUUUUUAGUAUGUGCCCACAGCACUGGAGCAGUUGGUGUUCUGAGGAAUAGGCUUUAAAUCCCUGUUUGUCUGCAAGUUCUUGGAAUGCUGUGAGCUCUGCAACUUUAAAUUGUGGGAACAAAGCUGUUUCCGUGGGUAGCAAGUUUGAGGAAGGCAAUUAGGGACACACAUAAUUUUGGCAGUGUGCUUCCACUGGAUGCUUUUCCUCCUUCUUCCACUUCUGCCUGCAUCCUUCCCACCAGCUUUCCCUCCAACACCAGAAUAAGGUCUAAAUAUGUUACACAGGCAAGAAAAGCGCUCGUUGGGAGUAGCUACAAACAGAAGAUAUUUGGAUGCAAGAACAAUGCAUACACUGCAAUGUCUGAUUCCUACUUACCGAGCUACUUCAGCCCCUCCAUCGGAUUCUCCUACUCCCUAGGGGAGGCUGCCUGGUCCACGGGGGGAGACCCCCCCAUGCCCUACCUGACCUCGUACGGACAGCUGAGCAACGGGGAGCCCCACUUCCUCCCCGACGCCAUGUUCGGGCAGCCGGGGGCCCUGGGCAGCACCCCCUUCCUCGGGCAGCACGGCUUUAACUUCUUCCCCAGCGGGAUUGACUUCUCAGCCUGGGGCAACAACAGUUCUCAGGGACAGUCCACUCAGAGCUCGGGCUACAGCAGCAACUACGCCUACGCCCCCAGCUCGCUGGGGGGGGCCAUGAUCGACGGGCAGUCGGCCUUCGCCAGCGAGACCCUCAACAAGGCCCCCGGCAUGAACACCCUGGACCAGGGCAUGGCAGCCCUCAAGCUGGGCAGCACGGACGUGGCCAGCAGCGUCCCCAAAGUGGUGGGCUCGGCCGUGGGCAGCGGCUCCAUCACCAGUAACAUCGUGGCCUCCAGCAGCCUCCCCCCGGCCACCAUCGCGCCGCCCAAGCCGGCCUCGUGGGCCGACAUCGCCAGCAAACCCGCCAAGCAGCAGCCCAAGCUCAAGGCCAAGAACGGCAUCGCCGGCUCGAGUCUUCCGCCGCCCCCCAUCAAACACAACAUGGAUAUCGGCACCUGGGACAACAAGGGCCCCGUGGCCAAAGCCCCGGCGCAGGCCCUGGUGCAGAACCUGGCCCAGCAGCCGGCGCAGGGGUCCCCGCAGCCCGUGGGCCAGCCCAUGGCCGGCAGCCCGCCGGUGGCCCAGGCUGCGGGCGGGCAGCAGCCCCCAGCCCCGCUGCCCGUGCCCCCGGCACAGCCGGCCCCGCUGCCCGUGCCCCCGGCACAGCCCACCCGCUGGGUCGCCCCCCGCAACCGCGGCAGCGGCGGCUUCGGCCAGAACGGCGUGGACGGUAACGGGGUGGGGGCGGCCCAGACCGGCUCCGGCUCCCCUUCGGAGCCGCACCCGGUCCUGGAGAAGCUGAGGUCCAUCAACAACUACAACCCCAAGGAUUUUGACUGGAACCCGAAGCACGGGCGGGUGUUCAUCAUCAAGAGCUACUCGGAGGACGAUAUCCACCGCUCCAUCAAGUACAACAUCUGGUGCAGCACGGAGCACGGCAACAAGAGACUGGACGCGGCCUAUCGCUCCAUGAACGGCAAGGGCCCCGUGUACUUACUGUUCAGCGUCAACGGUAGCGGCCACUUCUGCGGCGUGGCAGAGAUGAAAUCUGCUGUGGACUAUAACACCUGUGCAGGGGUGUGGUCCCAGGACAAGUGGAAGGGACGCUUUGAUGUCAGGUGGAUUUUUGUGAAGGACGUUCCCAACAGCCAGCUGAGGCACAUCCGCCUAGAGAACAACGAGAAUAAACCAGUGACCAACUCCAGGGACACUCAGGAGGUGCCUCUGGAAAAGGCUAAGCAGGUGUUGAAAAUCAUUGCCACCUACAAGCACACCACCUCCAUCUUUGAUGACUUCUCACACUACGAGAAACGCCAAGAGGAGGAGGAAAAUGUUAAAAAGGGUUUUGGGUUUGCCUGGAGUGAUGCUCACGCUGGGAUUGUAGGUGCCAAAAAAGCCCAAGCCACGCUCUGUCUGCCUUGAAGCGUCUCAGGAACGCCAAGGUCGUGUCAAGUAAAAGGCCAUUCCUCCCCAGAGACUGCAGCAGAGAUUGCAUCCCAGUUACCCUUCAGAGAGGCAAAGGAAAGGAGCAAGAGUAUCCCAGAGAGAAUUAGGACUUUUUUUUGGGUUGUUUUUUUUUUUUUCCUUAAUUUCGUUGACUUCAAAAAAAAAGAGACUUUUACAAACUUGCAGUUUAAAAAAAAAAAAAGUAUUGGAGUAUCACAAGACAUAGGACUUAAAAAAAACAAAAACAACAAAAAAAAAUCCCUUCUAGGUAGAGUAGAGGUAAAACCUGUCCCCCUUUUCUUUUGGCUUUGGUUGUGAUUUCAGAGCAUUCACUUUGGUUUUUGUCUUUUUACUAUGUGGUUUGUUUUUUUUUUUUUUCUUGGGGGAUUUUUCAAGUCCAUAAGUGGCAUAUGCUUUUUUUUUUUUUUUUUUUUGUCUCUUUCUCUCUUAAUUUUUAAACCCUGCAGCCUCCCUUCCUUCCACCCCCUCGCGCCUCCUUCCCCCCCUGGUUUUGACAUUUGCACUUGGAACACCGAGUUGUAACAUCCACCCGUGGAGAGUGGAGUCAUUUUCUUUUACACUUUUUCUUUCUUUCUCCUUCCUCCCCCUCCAUGGCCUGGAAAAGGAAGUUUGGGGGUUUUUUUGGCCUAAGAAGAAUUAAACAGAAAUUAUCCACGAGGUUGUGUCUUAAAGGUGGUUCAUUUUUCUCUGACCCUUUGUUACUCAAAAGUCAAGUACUAGGAGUCCUAAGAAAUGUUCUGUUCUUGUGCAUUAUGCAGAUUAAGUCUGGAUGAAUUUGGGUUGGUUUUUUUUUUUUUUGAAAGCUGAGAACAGUGGUUAAAAAAAACCCUUGUUUUGUUUACAGGAAAAAUUAAUAAUUUUGGACAAGAAAAAAAAGGAAAAAAAAAAGCACCAAAAAAAGGAAGAAAUAAUUGUAAAAAAUGUGUAGUGACUUUGUUUCAGUUUCUUGUUAAGCCAACGAGGAAUGGGCGUUGCCUUUCUUUUCACCAUUAAUCACUUCUCAAUAAUAAACGUGAAAUCCUGUUGAGCAUCA